Linum trigynum is the source of this 1171-nucleotide messenger RNA. The record is from the annotation of a GenBank genome assembly. Lineage: Eukaryota; Viridiplantae; Streptophyta; Magnoliopsida; Malpighiales; Linaceae.
CACCAUCUCCUUGAUCUUCAUAUGUCCUAGUCCCACCCUUCGGUAUUGAGGAAUAUAUCAUCACUUCCUCUAAUAUUUUUGUUAACACUAGAAUCUUGAACUCUUCCUCUCUCUCACCCUCCUACUCAUCCAUAACGACAUUGUAAACUAAGGGGUCAUUUGGAUGGAACAAUUGUCAAAUGAGUCAAUUGGCCACAUUGAUCCAUUUCAAAAAUGCUUCAUUUCAUGUGUGAGGAAAUUUGUUGAAAUUGUUUCGUUUGGAUCCAGAAUUUAGGAUGAGUCAAUUUACAUUUGUCCUUUUGUGCAAAUAAUGGUUAACUACCUAAAUGCCCUCAAUUAUAUUUUAUUCAUACUUUCCUUUCCUUCCCAUAAAAACCUCUUCCUCUACUAAUGAUUUCUAUUCUUCAUCAAAGAAGCUCCCCCAUCUCUGCCAAAAAAGUAGCUCGACCAUCACUCAUUUCCAACAAUGAAGAAAGGUGAAACCAAGAAGGGAGGAGAUAGCAGCAGAGCCAAUUUCAUGGCUGACUUGGUAGAAGAAGAAGAGGUCUAUUGCGGGUGUCCAUUUGAAGCUGUGAUGAGGAUAUCCAGAACCUCCAGAAACCCUAAUCGAGCAUUCUGGGCAUGCUCGCAGUACAGAUCAAAGGCUGAACCCGGGUGUGGCUUCUUUGAUUGGUGUGAUGUCCGAGCUGUGCAAUUCAAAGAGCAAAGACUUCGGAAUGUGAUCGCCAGAUUGCAAAGUAAAGUCUGCAGCCUGGAGAAAGAGAAUGAUAGGUUGGUUCAGUUGUUGGCUGUUAGUCGACCAACAUCUGCUGCUGCUUGUGAUCAAUUUAUGAAUGUCGACAAUAGGGAGAUUGAAGUGGUGAAACAGAGAUUGACUCAAGUGGAGAGGCAACUUAGUCGAGUUUGGAUUAACUAAUUGUUGUCAUGUAUGAAUGCCUAAAUAAUGCAGCAACUCUUGUAUUGUUUAUGUUUGUAGAAUGAAAAGGCUGAAAAUGGUAUUGAAUAGGUCUGAUGUACCAAUUAUGUGUGUAAUGGAAUCUUGUUAUGAUGUAAGUGUUAUAAUUGUUGUGUUAUGAUGGAACAAAGACGAGUGUGCUUAUAACUAUUGGAUGUACAGGUCUCUUUAUAAGUCAAGAUUUUACCAUCUGCAAAAUAUAACUGAAAUAAAAUG